GCAAGCAGCUAGUGGCGUCGGCUGGUUCCAGGCGAUUCGAGCUCCAGCUAGGAUGAUCGAGGUUGUUUGCAACGACCGUCUGGGGAAGAAGGUCCGCGUUAAAUGCAACACGGAUGAUACCAUCGGGGACCUUAAGAAGCUGAUUGCAGCCCAAACUGGCACCCGUUGGAACAAGAUUGUCCUGAAGAAGUGGUACACGAUUUUUAAGGACCACGUGUCUCUGGGGGACUAUGAAAUCCACAAUGGGAUGAACCUGGAGCUUUAUUACCAAUAGAUGAGAAUCCUCAUCUUCCUGCUGCCCCGCUCUCUUCUCCCAUCCUUAUCCCCCACACUAGGAUAGAUGCUUGUUUGUAAAAACUCACCUUAAUAAAGACUUAGAUGUUGAAAAAAAA
Molecule: messenger RNA, 392 nt
Organism: Rhinopithecus roxellana (golden snub-nosed monkey)
Lineage: Eukaryota; Metazoa; Chordata; Mammalia; Primates; Cercopithecidae
Product: ubiquitin-like protein 5
Exons: 2
Coding region: 53-274 (73 amino acids)
Biological process (GO): protein modification process; mRNA splicing, via spliceosome
Cellular component (GO): cytoplasm; nucleus
Molecular function (GO): protein tag activity; protein binding
Source: RefSeq, a predicted model, not a curated record